Naumovozyma castellii is the source of this 1032-nucleotide messenger RNA. Its product is annotated as SDR family oxidoreductase. The record is from RefSeq and is a predicted model, not a curated record. NCBI's taxonomy places the organism in Eukaryota, Fungi, Ascomycota, Saccharomycetes, Saccharomycetales, Saccharomycetaceae. The coding region runs from base 1 to 1032 and encodes 343 amino acids. The transcript has a single exon.
AUGUCCGUCUUUAUUUCCGGUGCAACAGGUUUUGUUGCUCAACAUAUCAUUAAUCAAUUGCUAGAACAGAAUUUUAAAGUUAUUGGCUCCGUCAGGUCCCAAGCCAAAGCUGAUAAACUGUUAAGACAAUUCAAUUCAAAUAAAAACCUAUCGUUAGAGGUUGUUGAAGAUAUUUCCAAUUUAGCUGCGUUCGAUGAAGUAUUUUCCAAACAUGGAAAAGAAAUUAAAUAUGUCCUACAUACUUCAUCUCCCUUCUUUACUGAAUGUGACGAUUACGAAAAGGACUUGUUAAUCCCAGCCUUAAAUGGUACGAAGGGUAUUCUGAACUCCAUAUUGAAAUAUGCUGCCGAUAACGUCGAGCGUGUAGUCAUCACAUCAAGUAUUGCUGCUAUGUUCGAUUUUACAAGAGAUUUGGAUCCAUCUUAUUUUUACGACGAGAAUAGUUGGAAUCCAGAUUCAUACCAAGAAGCUCUAACUGACGGUGGUCAUGCCUAUAACGGCUCCAAAAAGUUUGCUGAAAGAUACGCUUGGAAUUUUGUUCAAGAGCAUAAAAAUGAGAUUAAAUUCAAGCUAACCACCGUUAAUCCUUGUUAUGUUUUUGGCCCACAGCUUUUUGAUGAAAAUGUUACCGCCAAAUUGAAUACAUCAUGUGAGCUAAUUAACAAGUUACUGCACUUGUCUGCUGGAGAUGCAGUGGAUAAUUUUUUUGUGGGGAAUUUUGUCGACGUUCGUGAUGUUGCCAAGGCACAUUUGUUGGGCUUCGAAAACCAAAAUUUGGUAGAUAAAAGACUGUUAUUAAUUUCUAGUAGGUUCAAUGCGCAAGAUAUUCUUGAUAUUAUGAACGAAGAUUUUAAAACUCUAGAAGGGCAACUUCCAGCCGGUGUUCCUCAUACUGGUGCCUUACACCAGUGGAAAGGUGCUAUUGCUGAUAAUUCCAAGACAAAAGAAUUAUUAGGCUUCGAAUUUAUUCCGUUGAAAAAAACUAUUGACGAUAUGGUCACACAAAUUUUGAGAAAGGAGAAGAGAUUAUAA